Molecule: messenger RNA, 973 nt
Organism: Acanthochromis polyacanthus (spiny chromis)
Lineage: Eukaryota; Metazoa; Chordata; Actinopteri; Pomacentridae
Gene: polr2f
Product: RNA polymerase II, I and III subunit F
Exons: 5
Coding region: 138-521 (127 amino acids)
Biological process (GO): DNA-templated transcription
Cellular component (GO): nucleus; RNA polymerase II, core complex; RNA polymerase I complex
Molecular function (GO): DNA-directed RNA polymerase activity; DNA binding
Source: RefSeq, a predicted model, not a curated record
CGGAUUAUUUUCAAACGCACUCAGCCACCGGAAGUGUAACGCUCAACGCGUUCAUGUGGGUUGAAAACAGAAAGUGGAGCCGAAGACAUUGAAGUGUAAAAAUUCAGAGGGGAAAUAUAAAGAUUUCAGAAUAGAAAAUGUCGGACAACGAAGAUAACUUCGAUGAUGGUGAUUUUGAUGAUGCGGAGGAGGACGAGGGAUUAGAUGAUCUGGAAAACGUGGAAGAUGAAGACCAGGAGAAUGUGCAGAUCCUCCCAGCAGGAGAAGGUCAGCAGCCCAACCAGAAGAGGAUCACGACACCAUACAUGACCAAAUACGAGAGAGCCAGAGUGCUGGGUACUCGAGCUCUGCAGAUAGCCAUGUGCGCUCCAGUUAUGGUGGAGCUGGAAGGAGAAACGGAUCCCUUGCAAAUAGCUAUGAAAGAACUGAAGAGCAGAAAGAUCCCCAUCAUCAUCCGCAGAUACCUUCCUGACGGCAGUUAUGAGGACUGGGGCUGCGACGAGCUCAUCAUAACAGAUUAAACAACUCAUCCACUGAUAAAACAGCGUGUGGUGGUUCACAGCCGCCAUCAUACCAGGUCUGUCAGCUACGUAAACCCAGAAGUUACCUCCAUGUUCAUGAAUGGAUUUGAUCCAAAUAUUUUUAAGGUGAUACUUGAGAUGUCGCACACAGAGACUCAUGAAAAAUCUAAACAAUAUGUUAGUUACUGGUUUAUAAUCCUGCAAACUGACUUGUUAUCUUUGUCUAAUUAUGUCUGUUCAUUCUGCUCAAGUCAAAGUUUUGAGUUAGAAACUACCUUUUUAGCAGCUGCAUUACAACAAACAGCCACCAGGGGGAAGCGUAACUUCAGUCAAACAGUUUCUUUUACAAAAUAAUCCUGUGUUGUAAGUUUUCCAUUUGUUGUUUUUGAUGAAAAAUCAUUAGUGUAAAGUAACAGUUUUAUUGUUAUAAAUAAACUCUUUUGUAUAAAUUA